Helobdella robusta is the source of this 345-nucleotide messenger RNA. RefSeq lists its product as hypothetical. The transcript has 3 exons. The record is from RefSeq and is a predicted model, not a curated record. The annotation marks the transcript as partial. Lineage: Eukaryota; Metazoa; Annelida; Clitellata; Rhynchobdellida; Glossiphoniidae. Gene Ontology annotation, molecular function: protein binding.
AAAUGUGAACGAGAUAGAUUUCAAUGCGACAAUGGCCGGUGCAUAAGUUGGAGGUCAGUUUGCAACGAGGUGGAUAAUUGCGGGGAUGCCAGCGACGAGGAGGAGUGCCAGCGGGUAUGCCAAAUUCAAAAAGAAUUCCAAUGCCAGCGGGGUGGAUGUGUGUCUGCUUGGAAGAGAUGUGACGGACAGCCGGAUUGCUUCGACAAGUCCGAUGAACUCCAAUGCGAUCGCUGUAAUGUCGACAAGCAGUAUCAGUGCACGAAUGGACAAUGCGUUGACAAGCAGAUGCAAUGUGAUGGGAGGAAUGACUGUGCUGAUUGGUCGGACGAACUGGGAUGUGGUUAG